This is a messenger RNA of Candoia aspera, 1908 nucleotides long. It is a transcript of the gene GALK2, whose product is annotated as galactokinase 2. Gene Ontology annotation, molecular function: galactokinase activity; ATP binding. Lineage: Eukaryota; Metazoa; Chordata; Lepidosauria; Squamata; Candoiidae. Gene Ontology annotation, cellular component: cytosol; cytoplasm. The transcript has 10 exons. Bases 209 to 1585 code for a protein of 458 amino acids. The record is from RefSeq and is a predicted model, not a curated record. Gene Ontology annotation, biological process: galactose metabolic process; carbohydrate phosphorylation.
CUGGAGCUUCAGCUGCUCGCAAAGCCGGUUUGCCAUCACAAACGCCUCUGGGCGGGGAAUGCGAGAAGGAAACGUCGCGGCCGCAGCGAGGAGAGCCGGAAGCCCGCGUGUCCCACGGCUGGACCUCUGGACUUGGCCGGUGGCAAAGGAAUAAAACCUCGCCGCAACAUUUCCCCGGGUGUGCAGUAACCGUGGGGGGGAGCAAAGAAUGGCUGCCGAUGCGCCCCCCAUCCUUUCGGCCCAGCUGGUGGAAGAACCGAGACUGCUGAAGCUGAAGAAGAUGUUCAUCUCUAAAUUUAAAUCAACACCUAAAUUUUAUGUUCGAGCACCAGGGCGAGUCAACUUAAUAGGUGAACAUAUAGAUUACUGUGGAUAUCCUGUGCUCCCAAUGGCCAUAGAUCAAGACAUACUUAUAGCAGCUGAACCUCUAAGCAGUCCAGUUAUCCAUUUGGCUAAUACAAAUCCCUUGUACUUGGAUUUCAAUACAGAUGCCAAUAACAUUCAAAUAAAGCAAACAAAACCUUUAUGGCACAACUAUUUUCUAUGUGGAUUCAAAGGAAUACAGGAUCAUUUCAGUCUGGAGAACCCAAGUGGAAUUAACUGCCUCGUAGAAGGCACAAUUCCUCCAAGUUCUGGCUUGUCGAGCUCCAGUGCUUUGGUCUGUUGUGCGGGACUUGUGACUCUUACGGCGAAUGGAAAGACUCUUUCAAAGGUGGAAUUGGCUGACCUAUGCAGCAAGAGCGAACGUUACAUUGGCACUGAAGGAGGUGGCAUGGACCAAUCCAUCUGUUUUCUUGCAGAAAAAGGAACUGCAAAGCUGCUAGAAUUUAAUCCUCUAAAGGCAACUGAUGUGAAGCUUCCAGGAGGAGCGAUUUUUGUGAUUGCAAACAGUUGCGUUGAAAUGAACAAGGCCGCGACUUCUCAUUUCAAUAUUAGGGUGAUGGAGUGUCGUCUGGCUACAAAGCUUUUAGCAAAAUCCAGAGGCCUAGACUGGAGAGCAGUGGCAAAGCUCCAGGAUGUGCAAGUCAAGCUGAAGCUAAGCUUAGAGGAAAUGCUGGCUGUAGUUGAAGAGGAGUUUCACCCCAAGCCUUACAGCAUAGAGGAAAUUGGGGAAAACCUGGGAAUUAGCCCCACAGAGCUACGCACUCAGAUCCUUAGCCAGAACACACAAGAUGUAACUACCUUUAAGUUAUACCAGCGUGCUAAGCAUGUGUACACCGAAGCUGCCAGAGUUCUGGAGUUUAAGAAAAUCUGCAUGGAGGCACCUGACGAUGCGAUCUCACUGCUGGGGGAUUUAAUGAAUCAGAGCCAUGCCAGCUGCAAAGACUUGUACGAAUGCAGCUGCCCUGAACUAAAUCAGCUGGUGGACAUCUGUCUGCAGUUUGGAGCAAUUGGGUCACGCCUGACUGGGGCAGGAUGGGGUGGCUGCACUGUGUCAUUGGUUCCUGUGGACAGACUGGAGAGAUUCCUAGCAAAUGUGAAGGAGGCUUACUACAAAAAUUAUGGCCAAAGGUUAGCCCAGGAAGAAAACAGCCUGUUUGCUACCAACCCUGGCGGAGGAGCUGUGAUUUUCCUUGAAGCCUAAAGGACGCCAAAUUUUAAGGAGGAAUAAUUUGGGGCAAACUGGGAGGACUUUGUAUGCCACAGUAAACAAUUCACUUUGCUGUUUUUUAUUAUAUUAUAAUGAGCAAUAGCAAUAGCUAUUAUUAGGAUGGAUUUCCAAACUUUUUUUUCCAAAAGCUCUAUUAAUCUUUCUAAUGUAUUCUUCUUCCUUAAAAUAUGCUUCCAACAAAGAUCAUCCAAAAUGUUGAUUUCUGUCUGGACUUUACAACAUAAAACACAAUUUGCCAAAAUGUAUUCAUUAAAAAUAUUGAAAUGAACCAGAUUGGAAUUAAAGAGAGAAAAACC